AUGACGGAUGCUAAUAUUCAUCCAUCCGUCAUAUUAAUUCGUGAUCGUUUACGUGAUAUAUUUCCUGAUGUAAAACUUCCUCUUGAAGUCAUCGGAUGGCAUAUUCGUCAAUCGACACCCAUCGAAACUAUCUGUUCAAAUAUCGCUACAGAAAUUCUUGUCUACGGUCAAGCAGUCGAUCCACGAAAAAGUCAAGCCGAAGAACAUACAGCUUCCAACGUCCCUACUACAAUAUCAACACCAAUAGCCACAACCAAUGACGACACUCUUCAAACACUCUAUGAUGUAUUCAAUUCUAUUCCUCGUGACCACAUAGACAAUGCCUAUGCUCGUUUAAAAAAUGCGAAUAAUCCAAAUUGGUAUGAUGAUAUCGUCAACGAAUUAUUGUCCUAUGACGGAGACAAAUCUGCAACAAAUAAACGAUCAACUGACCAAAUGAUUGUCGAUGAUAUAUUUGUUCCCGAUGAAUACAAUCGCUUAUUUGCUGUUCUACCUGAUUUGGAUCCUGAUUAUGCAUUACAACGUUACAUGCAAUAUCUUGAACAUUCAUCUAGCAAACCCGAUUUGAAUGUAUUAAUAACAAAUCUUAUCGAACAUGGUUAUGUUAAAUUAACUGAAAAAUUGGAACGUUCACGUAAUGAAAGAUUAAAGCAAAAUUUACGCGAACCAAAAUUUGAAAUUAAUGAGUUUCUGAAAACAUUCCCAAAUCCAUUAGAAUAUUUUUAUGAUCGAACAAAAAAUGUUUCCGAAUCGUACAAAUCACAUGCAUUUAUUUAUUUAGCCAAUGCAUUUGCUCGUGUGCCGAUUGGACAUAUUCGCGAAAUAUUAAGUAAUCAUAAUUAG
Molecule: messenger RNA, 843 nt
Organism: Rotaria socialis
Lineage: Eukaryota; Metazoa; Rotifera; Eurotatoria; Philodinida; Philodinidae
Source: the annotation of a GenBank genome assembly